UCCAUGUGCGUGCCGGCGGCUGCGGGCGCGCUGAGAGCCCGCGCCCAGCAGCCUCGAGGGUCGGCCGGGACCGGCGGGUGGCGACGGCCGAGCGGUGGCUGCCCGAGCGGGCCCGAGCGGCGGUGAGCGAGGGCGGCGCGCUGCCUGCAUGCGUGCGGCGGUGGCCGAGGCGGCGACACCGGAGCCCGAGGCUGCUGGCCACCAAGUGGAGCGCGGAGCAGCACGGGCGUCCCGGGUCCCCGGCGUGGUGCGGUGACCAUCUAGAGUCCGGUGCGUCGCCAAGACCGCGACCCGCUUCCGUUGAAUCGCCUCGCGUCCCGGCCCUCGGUGAGACUAGUGAUUUGCUAACGCACUCCGUGGAUCCGAACGUGGCUUGGCUCCGAGCGCGCCCGGCGACCUGUAGGACACCAGCCCUGGCCACUGUCGCCGCUCGCGCGCUCGGAGGACUCGUCUGCGUAGGGGCGCGCGGGGCUCGCUGUGUGCCGCGGAUCGGCCGGAGGUCGCUUUGACGGUGGGCCGGUGGAGAGGCGGUUUGGGAUUUUCUGUGAAGUAUGGAGGAGAAGGAUUCCAAGUCCUGCGAGACGGCGGCGGGAGCGCAGAGGCAGCCGGAAUCCAGCUCCGGCGGCGGCUCGGGCGGCGUCAGCAGCCCGAGCGACUCGGACACCGGUCGCCGGCGGGCUCUGAUGCUGCCCGCGGUCCUACAGGCGCCAGGCAACCACCAGCAUCCACAUCGCAUCACCAACUUCUUCAUCGAUAACAUCCUGCGGCCUGAGUUUGGCCGCCGAAAGGACACGGGGACUUGCUGUGCCGGCGCGGGCGGAGCCAGGGGAGGCGAAGGCGGCGCUGGCACUACCGAGGGAGGCAGCGGCGCAGGCGGAGCCGAGCAGCUCCUGGGCGCCAGGGAGUCCCGACCGAACCCAGCGUGCGUACCCAGCGCGGGAGGGCCGCUCUCCGCCGCCGCUGGCGACCCUGCGGCCGACGGAGAAGGCGGCUCCAAGACGCUAUCGCUGCACGGUGGUGCCAAAAAACCCGGCGAUCCCGGGGCUUCCUUGGAUGGAGCGCUCAAGGCCCGGGGCUUGAGCGGAGGUGACCUGUCGGUGAGCUCCGACUCGGACAGCUCUCAAGCCAGCGCCACUCUGGGCGCGCAGCCCAUGCUCUGGCCCGCUUGGGUCUACUGCACGCGCUACUCUGACCGGCCUUCUUCAGGUCCCAGGUCCCGAAAACCAAAGAAGAAGAACCCUAACAAAGAGGACAAGCGGCCGCGCACGGCCUUCACUGCUGAGCAGCUGCAGAGGCUCAAGGCUGAGUUUCAGACCAACAGGUACCUGACAGAGCAGCGGCGCCAGAGUCUGGCGCAGGAGCUCAGCCUCAAUGAGUCUCAAAUCAAGAUCUGGUUCCAGAACAAGCGGGCCAAAAUCAAGAAAGCCACGGGCAACAAGAACACUUUGGCGGUGCACCUCAUGGCGCAGGGCCUGUACAACCAUUCCACCACGGCCAAGGAGGGCAAGUCGGACAGCGAGUAGGGCGAGCAGGGCGGGCGGGCCGGCCAGGUCUAGGGCCUCGCGAAACAAUGCAAUAAUUUAAAAACCUUGAACAAAGGGCCAGUGUAUAAAGAUUAUACCAGCAUUAUCUGUGAAAAUCCCGUGUAUUAGCUAUAGUUCUACAAUAAUCUAUGUACAUAUAAUUUACAGGUGGUGUAAAGUCCAAAAAUCUGAAUAUAAAAUAUUUUUGAGUUUUUUGUGUUUAAGAGAUUAUGCUAAUUUUAUGUUAUUAUUAUUUUUCUGGAAAGGGGGCUGUUUAGGGUUUCAGAUCUUUUUCUUUUUUCUUUUUUCUUCCUUUUUUAAUCCCUUAAGCUCCAUUAUGGGACAUUGGACACUCCUCCCCCGAAAGAAAAAAAAUUUAUAACAACUUGCUGAAGUCCAAAGAUUUUUAUUGCUGCAUUUCACAGGACUGUGAACAGAAUAAAUAGCUCCUAUUUGGUCUGUGGACUCUGCCGCUUGCUUUGUGCUGACUUGGACAGCGCUGUAGGAAGCGCCAGCCCGCGUGGUGAUGGAGAGCUCUGGUGCAGAGAGCGAGCGAGCGAGCGAGCGAGCGAGCGAGAGCAGUUCUUUUGCUGAGGUCUGAGGAAGUCCUUGCAGGCCAGCAGCUCUCGGGGAACCUCUCCACGCCUGCCUGCCUCCUACACUGCCUCUCUUCCCAACCUCCUCAGAGGCCCGCUGGCAGCCACCGUGUGUGUAUCUGCGUCUGUGUCGAUGACCCCUGUCCCGCCACAGCCCCAUAGCGACCUGCCAGCGCCAACUCUCCGGCCACUGUGGCCAGUAGUCGGAGCCUGGGGAGCAGAGGGAGUGUGUCCUGAAGGCCUGAAGGCUUUGCUGCUGGGACAGCUAGCCCUGACCCAAAAGCUCCCACCGAGAUCGGCCUUGGGGCCUGGCAGAGCGAGUUGGCAUUGUCUUCCUUUCCUUUUUCUUUCCUCUUUUUUUCUUUUUCAUUUAUUUUUGAAUGGUAAAUACAUGUAUGUGUACAUACUUGUGUAUGCAUGUGCACGCAUACCCCAGGCCUGUGUGAAGCUGGGGUUCUGGAGCUCACAGCUAACUUGACUUUCAAGGGAACUCGAAUCCUCCUGAAUCUAGAGGACAUGUGUAAAUAAUCAUUUCUUAUCACUUUUUGUGUUUUUUGUUUUUUAAAAAGAAAAUAUACAUUUUAUUUUUGAAGGUGUGGUACUGUGUAAAUUAAAUAUAUUCAAUAUAUCCCUCACCAAGUUCAUAUAUAUAUGUAUAUAUAUACAUAUAUAUAUAAGCAAACACAUUAUAUGUAACUCCACAAUGUCUUCUGUUUAGUGUAUGGGAAAAGGUGUCCAAAUGUCCACCUGGGGCCAGCGCAUGGCUAGGGCGUUCUCAGCUGAGCUGAACGUUAGGCUGCCUGCUGAGGACCGAUGGUGGAUUUCUCUCUUUGCCUUAAACCUCUUUAUUUCACUGCGUCAACACUUUCUCUUUGUACAUAUUCGUGCCAACCUUCUGAAAAGGAAGCUAUAAAAACAGAAGUUGUAAUUUAAGAGUCUGUGAAUGACCAUCGGCUGCUUGGGGAUUGGUGAGACACAUGCCUUUUAGCAGGAAGCAAAUCUGUCCUUUUUUAAGUUUAUAAAAUGUGCAUUUUACAGUAUCAAAUAUUUAUAAUCUUAUGAGAAAUGGAUGAAUGUUCCCUACUUACAAAUGUGGUUAUCAAGAUUGUGACCAUUCCAACCUGUGCAUUUUUGUGUGUUUAAAUUCAUGAAAGUUACAUUAAAUAAAAAGAAACAACUCUUUAUUAUAAAGU
Molecule: messenger RNA, 3312 nt
Organism: Mastomys coucha (southern multimammate mouse)
Lineage: Eukaryota; Metazoa; Chordata; Mammalia; Rodentia; Muridae
Gene: En2
Product: engrailed homeobox 2
Exons: 2
Coding region: 552-1523 (323 amino acids)
Biological process (GO): multicellular organism development; regulation of transcription by RNA polymerase II; neuron differentiation
Cellular component (GO): nucleus
Molecular function (GO): RNA polymerase II cis-regulatory region sequence-specific DNA binding; DNA-binding transcription factor activity, RNA polymerase II-specific
Source: RefSeq, a predicted model, not a curated record